AUGACAAAGGAUAUCGUAGUGAUUGAAGAGGGCCCUAACUCAGUUUCUUACAAAACGGCCAAUGAAGAUUCAAGCCUCUGCACUUCAACUGAGGUGGUUGUUCUAACUCAAAAGGUAAUUGCAGAGGUGAUUGGGACAUAUUUCUUGAUAUUAAUUGGAUGUGGUUCGGUUGUUGUGAACAAGAUAUAUGAUUCGGUAACAUUUCCUGGGAUAUGUGUAGCAUGGGGUUUGGCUGUGAUGGUCCUGGUCUACUCUGUUGGCCAUAUAUCUGGUGCACAUUUCAAUCCUGCUGUCACCAUCACUUUCACCAUCUUUCGGCACUUCCCUUUAAAACAGGCAAGUUCCCUAGUACCUCUAUACAUUGUGGCGCAGCUGGUUGGAUCACUUCUUGCUAGUGCCACAUUGUGUCUUCUGUUCGAUACAAAAACUGAAGAUUUCUUUGGAACUGUUCCAGUUGGAUCCAACAUUCAGUCUCUUGCCAUUGAAUUCCUCACUUCCUUCCUCCUCAUGUUCGUCAUAUCGGGCGUUGCCACAGACAGCAGAUCACCAAUGAUAGUAUGCUAUGUGGUUGCCCUACGAGGGAUCUUCCACAUUAGAAUUCUUGAAGCUCUUCAUUCUUCCGGUUGCCCUCUAACAACCUCUCCUGGCCAUCCUCCAGCAACCCACCUGCCAUCCGACGACGACCCUCCACGCCAUCCUUUGGCGACGCUCCGAUUUGUUCUCCGACGACGUUCCGAUUUGCCCUCCAACAACAUUCUGAUUGGCCCUCCGGUUAUCCUCCAACGACAUUCCAAUCUGCCCCUAGCCAUCUCUCGAUGA
This is a messenger RNA of Ilex paraguariensis (yerba mate), 819 nucleotides long. Lineage: Eukaryota; Viridiplantae; Streptophyta; Magnoliopsida; Aquifoliales; Aquifoliaceae. The record is from the annotation of a GenBank genome assembly.